This is a messenger RNA of Penicillium diatomitis, 1674 nucleotides long. RefSeq names its product alpha-amylase. NCBI's taxonomy places the organism in Eukaryota, Fungi, Ascomycota, Eurotiomycetes, Eurotiales, Aspergillaceae. The transcript has 2 exons. Gene Ontology annotation, molecular function: alpha-amylase activity; calcium ion binding. Gene Ontology annotation, biological process: carbohydrate catabolic process. The record is from RefSeq and is a predicted model, not a curated record. The coding region runs from base 1 to 1674 and encodes 557 amino acids.
AUGCUCCUCCAAUCCUCCCUCGGCUGGGUGGCCGGGCUCACCACCCUGUCAUGCCUCCUCGACCCCAUCCUCGCCGCCGACAUGGCCGCAUGGAAGACCCGAUCCGUGUAUCAAACCAUGACCGACCGAUUCUCCCGGCCCGAUGGCUCAGUAACGGCACCGUGUAACACAACAGCGGGUCUUUACUGCGGAGGAACAUGGCAAGGAACGAUCAAGGAACUGGACUACAUCCAAGGCAUGGGAUUCGAUGCGAUCAUGAUUUCCCCCAUCGUCAAAAACAUCGGCGGCCGAGUGUCGUACGGUGAAGCCUACCACGGAUAUUGGCCCCUGGAUCUGUACGCCCUCAACGAUCACUUCGGCACAGAGCAGGAUCUGCACGAUCUGAUCACGGAAGUCCACGCGCGCGGCAUGUUCGUGCUCAUGGAUACCGUCAUCAACAACAUGGCCUACAUGACCCACGGCCAGAAUCCGGCGGACCACAUUGACUACUCGGUCUUUACCCCCUUCAACAACCAGGAUUUCUUCCACCCAUACUGCAAGAUCACGAACUGGAACAACUACACGGAUGCCCAGCUCUGUCAGACUGGUGAUAACCAGGUCGCCUUGCCCGAUCUCUUCACCGAGCAUGAGGACGUGCAGAAACUGUUGGAAGACUGGGCGACUGGCGUGAUCAAAAAGUUCAACAUCGAUGGUCUCCGAAUCGACGCCGUCAAGUCGGUGACCCCGUCCUUUGUCCGAAAAUUCGGUGACACGGUGGGAGGCUUCAUGACUGGAGAGGAGUAUGAGCGGAACUCCAGCAUCAUCUGCCAAUGGCAACACGACUAUAUUCGCAGCAUGCCCAAUUAUCCCAUGUAUUUCUCCAUGCUGGACGCCUUCACCCAAGGCAAAAUCGCCAGCUUGGCCGACCAAAUCGAAGAGAUGAAGAACCUCUGCUCGGAUGUCACGGAGAUGGUCUCCUUCUCAGAGAAUCACGAUGUUGCUCGUAUCGGCGGAUUGACAAGUGACUUAGCCAUUGCCAAGACCAUCCUCACGUUCACUCUGUUGUUCGACGGUAUUCCCAUGGUCUAUCAAGGCCAAGAACAGCAUUUGAAGGGAAUCGCCACCCCCCUGAAUCGUGAAGCCAUCUGGCUCACCAAGUUCGACACCCAAGCCCCGCUGUACCAGCUCACCAAAGUUCUCAACGCCAUUCGACGCCACGCCCUGACCCUGGAUCCCAACUUUGUCAACAUCCCAAGCUAUCCCAUCUAUCGCGGCGGCAGUGAGAUUGCCAUCAGUAAGGGUGUGCAAGGUCGGCAGAUUGUCACGGUUCUGACCAACCAGGGUGAGAAAGGCGGCGCGUACACGCUCCUGCUGCCCGCAUCUUUCAAUGCCAUGACCGGUGUGACGGAGAUCAUAAGCUGCACAAACUACACCGUCUCCUUUGAGGGAGAGUUGGUGGUCAACAUGAACAAGGGAGAGCCCCGGGUCUUCUUCCCGACCCAGUUGAUGCCCGGCUCCGGGCUGUGUGGUUUCUCCGACAAAAAUCAGUCCUACACGGAAUUGAAGACGGGCCACAAGUCAACUACCAUCUCGUCUGGAUCCUCGUUGCGAACUGGAUUCCUGCGCGACUCGUCUUCCACAUCUGCUGUUCUGGUGGCCGUCAUGCUGGGUGUGAUGGCUCUGCUCAAUUUGUAA